Molecule: messenger RNA, 1681 nt
Organism: Nicrophorus vespilloides
Lineage: Eukaryota; Metazoa; Arthropoda; Insecta; Coleoptera; Silphidae
Gene: rasp
Product: protein-cysteine N-palmitoyltransferase Rasp
Exons: 5
Coding region: 63-1553 (496 amino acids)
Biological process (GO): protein palmitoylation
Cellular component (GO): endoplasmic reticulum
Molecular function (GO): palmitoyltransferase activity
Source: RefSeq, a predicted model, not a curated record
AGGCGGCAGUACCUCAACAAUAGUUAGUUUGAGAUAGUUGUGGAAGUUUGUAUUAUGUAGUGAUGGCAAUAAUAAAAAAGGUUCAACGUCUUCCAAAUGUUUACGAAACGGGUAUUUAUUUCGUUAUUUGGAUAAGUGCGGUUUUAUAUUCGAUAUAUAAUUUUUACUUAGCCACUGAAGAUUAUUUUAAACACUACGAGGAUGUGUAUGGAGAUUUUAAAAAUGGCUGGACAGUAAUAAACAGAAGAAGAGAUGUCUCGGAUGUUGAAUGGGAAACAAUUUGUCAGUUAUUGAAAGAACUGUUUCCAUGGCUAAUUGUACAUUCAGCAAUGACAGAGUACUUAAAGAGAGAAAAGAUCAAACAUAUUGUUCAACUUGUUUUGUCUUUCAUGUUCCUGCUGUAUUACACAAAUGUUGCUGUAUUUUUAUUGUUAGUCUUGCAACCUUUUGUGUUCCAACUAUUUAGCAAAUUUAAAAAUAUAACAUUGAUUUGGAUAUGUUGUGGCUUAUGCCUGUUGAUAAUAACUAUAUACAAAUUUGUGGAUAACAAGACUUUACAAUAUGUUGGCAUAACCGAAGAACUGCAUAUAACAUCAAUUAUUGCUGUAUUUUGGAUUAAUCUUCGAUGUCUGAGCUUUUACAUAGAUAAGAUUAAAAUGGAAGUGAAUGAUAAAAUAACAUUUUUUGAUUUCAUUAAUUUUGUCUUUUAUUUGCCAACAUUGUUUUGUGGACCUUUCGUAGGAUACAAUGAUUUUAAGUCUAAGAAUAAUUUUAGAAAUUUAACUAGUCGUACAACAAAAUUAUUUUUAAACUUGUUGAGAGUAUUAUUUUGGUUUAUUUUCACUGAGUAUUGCUUACAUUACAUUUACAUUAAUGCAAUAUCAUAUCAAGUUGAGCACAUAAAGACAUUCCAACCAUGGGCUAUUUAUGGAUAUGGUUAUGCCAUGGGACAAUUCUUCCACUUGAAAUAUGUUAUUUUAUAUGGACUUAGCACAAGUUUUGCAGAAUUUGAAGGUGUUACUGUACCACAUCUGCCAAAAUGCAUAGGACGCAUUCAUUUAUAUUCUGAUAUGUGGAAGUACUUUGACGUGGGACUUUAUAAAUUCUUAGUGAAGUAUAUAUACAUACCAACACAAUACAGUCAAUCAUACAUCAACAAAUUAUUCUCUAGUGGUCUUUGUUUCACAUUUGUGUAUGUUUGGCAUGGAACACAAAAUUAUAUUUUAAUAUGGACAGUAUUAAACUUCAUGGGAAUCUCAGUGGAAAUGAUUUGUAAGGAAUUGUACAAAAAAUGCUUCUUCAAUUUUGGCUCAAAACAUCCCAAUAUGGAAAGGAGACUUACUUCUAGUUUGGCUUCCAUUCUACUAGCAAUUUCAGCAAUAAGUAAUUUUUACUUUUUUGCUGGCACAUCUAUUGGAAACAUUUUUUUUGAAAAACUAUUCACAGGGAAUUUCAGUGAAAAUUUCAUUCUCCUAUUCUGUUUGUACUGUUGUUGUCAAGUAUCAAUUCAAGUAAAAGAAUGGGGAAUGAGGUGCAGAGCUUUAUAUAAAUAGUAUUAUUUAAAUUUAUUUCCUAACGUUACAAAUGUAUAGAAUUUUUUACAGAAAGUAUACAUUAUUUUUGACUGAAUAUGUAGCGUAUUUAAUAGAGUAUUGUUUUAUUUAAGAAUUAUAUUGUGAUA